Messenger RNA from Lepus europaeus (European hare), 1895 nucleotides. RefSeq names its product cell division cycle 45 (gene CDC45). The coding region runs from base 55 to 1764 and encodes 569 amino acids. Gene Ontology annotation, biological process: double-strand break repair via break-induced replication; mitotic DNA replication preinitiation complex assembly; DNA replication initiation. Lineage: Eukaryota; Metazoa; Chordata; Mammalia; Lagomorpha; Leporidae. Gene Ontology annotation, cellular component: DNA replication preinitiation complex. The record is from RefSeq and is a predicted model, not a curated record. Gene Ontology annotation, molecular function: chromatin binding; single-stranded DNA binding; DNA replication origin binding. The transcript has 19 exons.
AAGGCGGGGCUCUCCGCAGCUCGCCCGAGCACAGGGUGCCCAGCGGCCGUGGCUAUGUUUGUGUCCGACUUUCGCAGGGAGUUCUAUGAGCUGGUCCAGAGCCAGAGGGUCCUUCUCUUCGUAGCCUCGGACGUGGACGCCCUGUGCGCUUGCAAGAUCCUCCAGGCCCUGUUCCAGUGCGAUCACGUGCAGUACACGCUGGUCCCGGUCUCUGGGUGGCAAGAACUGGAAACUGCGUUCCUUGAGCACAAAGAGCAGUUCCGUUAUUUUAUUCUCAUAAACUGCGGAGCUAACGUGGACCUGCUGGACAUCCUGCAGCCUGACGAGGACUCUGUAUUCUUCGUGUGCGACACCCACAGGCCCGUGAACGUGGUGAAUGUGUACAACGACACCCAGAUCAAGUUACUCAUCAAACAAGAUGACGACCUGGAGGUUCCUGCCUAUGACGAAAUCUUUCGGGAUGAAGAAGAGGACGAAGAGCAUUCGGGAAAUGACAGCGAAGACGAUGAUGGGUCAGAGCCUUCCGGGAAGCGCACACGGUUAGAGGAGGAGAUAAUGGAGCGGACCCUGAAGAGGAGGCAGCGGAGAGAAUGGGAGGCCCGGAGGAGAGACAUCCUCUUUGACUAUGAGCAGUACGAGUAUCACGGGACCUCAGCGGCCAUGGUGAUGUUUGACCUGGCGUGGAUGAUGUCCAAGGACCUGAACGACAUGUUGUGGUGGGCCAUCGUGGGACUCACAGACCAGUGGGUGCAGGACAAGAUCACGCAAAUGAAGUACGUGACGGACGUCGGCGUCCUGCAGCGCCACGUGUCCCGGCACAACCACCGAAACGAAGACGAGGAGAACACCCUCUCUGUGGACUGCACGCGCAUCUCCUUCGAGUACGACCUCCGCCUGGCACUCUACCAGCACUGGUCCCUGCACGACAGCCUGUGCAACACGAGCUACACCGCAGCCAGGUUCAAGCUCUGGUCUGUGCACGGGCAGAAGAGGCUCCAGGAGUUCCUCGCAGACAUGGGUCUUCCCCUGAAGCAGGUGAAGCAGAAGUUUCACUCCAUGGACAUCUCCUUGAAGGAGAACUUGCGGGAAAUGAUCGAAGAGUCUGCCAGUAAAUUCGGGAUGAAGGAUAUGCGUGUGCAGACUUUCAGCAUCCAUUUUGGAUUCAAGCACAAGUUCCUGGCCAGCGACGUGGUCUUUGCCACCAUGUCUCUGAUGGAGAACCCUGAGAGGGACAGCUCGGGGACGGAUCACUUCAUCCAGGCACUGGACAGUCUCUCCAGGAGUAACCUGGACAAACUGUACCACGGCCUGGAACUGGCCAAGAAGCAGCUGUGUGCCACCCAGCAGACCAUCGCCAGCUGCCUCUGCGCCAACCUCGUCAUCUCCCAGGGGCCCUUCCUCUACUGCUCGCUCAUGGAGGGCACUCCGGAUGUCACGCUGUUCUCCAAGCCUGCGUCCCUGAGCCUGCUCAGCAGACACUUGCUCAAGUCCUUUGUGUGUUCGACAAAGAACCGGCGCUGCAAGCUGCUGCCCUUGGUGAUGGCCGCCCCCUUGAGCGUGGAGCAUGGCACCGUGACCGUGGUGGGCAUCCCCCCAGAGACUGACGGCUCAGACAGGAAGAACUUUUUCGGGCGGGCGUUUGAGAAAGCGGCGGAAAGCACCAGCUCCCGGGCGCUGCACAACCAUUUUGACCUCUCAGUAAUUGAGCUCAAAGCUGAGGACCGGAGCAAGUUCCUGGAUGCCCUCGUCUCCCUCCUGUCCUGAGAAAGUGACUUCUUCAGAGCUGAACUCCACUUCUUCCUCCUUAUUUAUACGGACUGGCUUUAUUUAGAGUGUAAGUUAUGUACAGAGUUCGAGGAGCAGGGACAGGGACUUUUUUUUUUUAAUGAAAUAAA